CAGCCCUUCCAAGAAUCACAUUCUCUCUACCAUGCCUGUCCCUCUUCAGAUCGCCUACAAACCUGUCUCCAAGCCCGAAGUAGGCGUCAACAACUACCAAGGCUUCACACCUGGCAAGACCGAAGUCCUGCGCAAAGGUGCCAAUCCGUAUAACGCGCGGCCUCUCGACUCCAACAUCCGCAUAGAUCACGACGUCGAAAUCAAAGUCCGUGAUGGCUGCCGAUUAUACGUCGACAUCUACCGCCCUGCUGAUGUGCCUGAAAAUGAGAAGCUUCCCGCAGUCAUAAGCUGGUCAUGCUAUGGCAAGAAGUAUUCGGCACUGCAUAUGCUACCUAUUUGCGUGUGGAAUUGCUGCGUUCCAAAGGAGUCAUUGAGCGGUCUGGAGAAGUUCGAAGGCCUUGAUCCAGUGGUCUGGUGUCCGCGAGGCUAUGCUAUCGUUUCGGUGGACUCGCGCGGAACGGGAAACUCAGAUGGAUCAAUACCAAUCAUGGGAUCUCAAGAUGCGGAGGACUGCUACGACGUUAUUGAGGCGAUUGCUGCUAUGCGAUGGUCAAACGGUAAGGUUGGCAUGGCAGGUAACUCGGCGUUGGCUAUUAUCCAGUGGCACGUCGCGAGUCUUCGGCCUCCUCAUCUUGCAGCAAUCGCUCCCUGGGAAGGAUCGGCUGAUAUCUACCGGGAGCAAUUCGUCCGCGGUGGAGUGUUCAACAUGUCCAACUUCGACUUGAUCACGCAUUACAUCAUCAAGACGAACAACCCUGGCGGAGGUAUCGAGGACUUCGCCGAGAUGUACCGAAGGUCGCCCAUAUCGAACGCGUAUUGGGAGGACAAGCGAGCCGACAUCUCGAAGAUCCAAGUCCCUGUCUUCAUCAGCGGAAGUGAUUUCAGCAGCAUCCACACAAUGGGUUCCGUUCGCGGAUGGUUGGAGCUGCCGCAUGACAACAAGUGGAUACGGUGGAGCUCCAACCAGGAGUGGUACGAGCUGUACUGCGAGCCCUCUUCCGACAGAGAACUGCAUAAGUACUUUGACAAGUUCUUGCGCGGAGAGAACAACGAUUGGGACAAGACGCCAAAAGUGCGGUGGUCGGCGCUGCAAUUCGGCGAUCGGGAAGCCAUUGACGACAUUGAGUUCGCGGACUUUCCCAUCCCGGGAACCGACUAUCGCGACUUCUUCCUCUGUCAGGACGGCUUGAAAGAACAGGCAGCAACAGCGGAUACAGUUGUCUCUUACGACUCCACAUCCACGACCUCGAUUGCAGAGUUCUCGUAUACCUUCCCACAGCGCUCGCGCCUUAUCGGUCUUCCGAAAGCUGUCCUCUACAUGUCCUGCAAGGAACACAACGACAUGAACGUCUACAUCAUCCUUCGCAAGCGAGACAAGAAUGGCAAACUUCUGUUUCACCUGUGCUUCCCGUUCGCCGCCGUGCCAACUGGCAUCAAGUCCAUCGACGAGAUCCCAGAAAAGGACCGACAGAGCUUGAACUUGCACCCCGGAAGUGUCGGCGUACUGCGGGCAAGUCACCGCAGAUUUAUCCCAGAAAAGUCAAUCCAUCCGCAAUUUCCCUUCCACCCUCAUGACACUGAGGAAAAGAUCAAGCCGGGCGAGGUGGUCAAGCUGGAGAUCGGAAUCUGGUCCAUGGGCGUGGAUUUUGACCAGGGAGAAACGAUUAGCAUGCAAGUCGGUGGGUCGUUCCCCGGUAUUGCAGAAUACUCUGCUUUCUCGAAGCCGCGGCCCGAAGAGGAGAAGAACAAGGGCGAGCAUCGCAUCCACAUUGGCCCUAGUACUCCUAGCAAGAUCAUUUUGCCAUUCGUACCGCUGUAG
This is a messenger RNA of Paraphaeosphaeria sporulosa, 1819 nucleotides long. Its product is annotated as alpha/beta-hydrolase. The record is from RefSeq and is a predicted model, not a curated record. The transcript has a single exon. Gene Ontology annotation, molecular function: dipeptidyl-peptidase activity. NCBI's taxonomy places the organism in Eukaryota, Fungi, Ascomycota, Dothideomycetes, Pleosporales, Didymosphaeriaceae. The coding region runs from base 32 to 1819 and encodes 595 amino acids.